Klebsormidium nitens is the source of this 834-nucleotide messenger RNA. Lineage: Eukaryota; Viridiplantae; Streptophyta; Klebsormidiophyceae; Klebsormidiales; Klebsormidiaceae. The record is from the annotation of a GenBank genome assembly.
AUGACUCCCUUCAGAACUGUCGUCCUGUUCUGCGUGUUGAGUCUCAUUGACAUGGUCGCAAUAGUGGGCGUGCUCUGCUACCAGGUCGCCUUUCAGCAGUACUUCGCAUGGCACUUGUAUCCGCUGAUGCUGAACCGUGCGGUCGAGCUCAUGUCGUUCAUCUGCUCUACUGGGCUGCUCCCAGCGUCGUACUCCCUUUUGCAAGUGCCGCUCUCAGUGACGUCAAUCGCGCUCUACAUGACGAGCCAGCCGUACGAGACCGCCUCCUGCGUUGCGCCCUUUGCGAUGUACGCGGUUCUUAUCUCGUAUCAGUUUUUCGUGGCCCUCCUCCUGGUCAAGUCUCGGCGGGACUGCGUUUCGGAGCGACAGAACAUGGAGCGCGUACGGUCGGUGGUCGCCGCGAGAAGAGCGGAACUGGAGGCAAGCGCGGCAGAGCAGCGGCGACAGGAGAUCAACAAGGUCAGGGACGUGUACGUGGCGGUCGAGAUGCCGAAUGGAGAGGUGAACGCCAUGGUUGCCCGGUUAUGCCGAGCGCCUCCGCUCGAGGUGCCCAACUCUGCCGGGGACAUUCCCCCGGCUCACCAGGAGCAGCCGACUCCCAAACCCGAUCCCAGUAUGGAAGCGGAGAUCCAGCCUUUGGGUCGAGAAGGGAUGCUUCGGAGCGGGGAAGAAGUGACCGGGGGACGGUUAGUUCUAGACCGGGUGGUUAGUGUGUUAGCGCGGGAAGGGGGGGACGAGUCCCCGGUUGAAGGGAACCGGGGGGAGAAUGUUGCGAAUGGGCAAGGGUUGAGGAGGGAGGCAGCUUUGGACGGUGGAUCUGAAACGCCUCGGUAG